AUGGGAAAGAUAAUUUUUUAUGAGGACAAAAACUUCCAGGGCCAGUGCUAUGAGUGUAGCACUGACUGCUCAGAUCUGCACUCAUUCUUUACUCGAUGUAACUCCAUCCGAGUGGAGCGAGGCUGUUGGGUGCUUUAUGAGAAAGCAAAUUUCACUGGAUAUCAAUAUAUUCUGACCAGGGGAGAAUAUCCAGACUAUCAGCACUGGAAUGGAUACAGUGACAGUAUUAAAUCAUGCCGGCUCAUUCGUCAUGCCACUGGUGGUUUGUAUAAAAUUCGAAUCUAUGAAAGGGCAGAGUUUGGUGGACAAAUGGUAGAACUGACAGAAGAUUGCCCAUCUAUCCAUGAUCGUUUCCCUUACCGUGAACUGCAAUCCUGCCAAGUGAUAGAAGGAGCUUGGGCCUUUUAUGAGCAUCCUAAUUACAGGGGCAGACAGUAUCUGCUUGAAAAAGGAGAAUACAAGCACUACAGUGAUUGGGGUGCAAACUUCCCCACUGUGGGAUCCUGCCGUCGCAUUAUGGAGUUCUAG
Molecule: messenger RNA, 528 nt
Organism: Hemiscyllium ocellatum (epaulette shark)
Lineage: Eukaryota; Metazoa; Chordata; Chondrichthyes; Orectolobiformes; Hemiscylliidae
Product: gamma-crystallin S-1-like
Exons: 3
Coding region: 1-528 (175 amino acids)
Biological process (GO): visual perception; lens development in camera-type eye
Molecular function (GO): structural constituent of eye lens
Source: RefSeq, a predicted model, not a curated record